This is a messenger RNA of Paramisgurnus dabryanus, 4389 nucleotides long. RefSeq names its product B-cell receptor CD22-like. NCBI's taxonomy places the organism in Eukaryota, Metazoa, Chordata, Actinopteri, Cypriniformes, Cobitidae. The record is from RefSeq and is a predicted model, not a curated record.
UAAAUUCAUUUUGAUUUUACACGCGAGCGUCAAAAGCGGAACUAAUGCGACGCAACGUUCUACACGGACAAAUUAGAGCGGCGCACCCAACCACUGUAGAUCGCUGCGGGUGCGGCGAGUGUCUCAAUUCAUCUCCCGAUGUUGUGAAUGUGUAUGCAGGUUUGGGCACUGAUGUUGAUGGUCAGCAGGAUUGGGUGAAUUACAGCCCUUCAAAUGUUUGUGCGUUAAGAGGCUCAAGAGUGAGAUUAUCUUGUACUUUAAAACCUCCUCAUGAUAGUGUUACAGCAGCCAUCUGGACCAAAUCAGCAUAUACAAAAUCAAACCUGUGCCCAUACACAAAUUACAGGGGAAAGGUUCAGUGUGUUUACAGUAACUCUAAAGACACUCACAGCUUAACUUUGACACAAGUUACAGAAGCUGAUAAAAACAUCUACUACUGCAGAUUUACAACAAAAUGUGGAUACUACAGUUGUGUGGAUAAAAUAUGGACAGGGACUCCUGGAGUUCAGCUUGAUGUCACAGACCUGCAGGUGGAGACAAAUCAGAGAGUGAAAGAGGGAGAUUCAGUGACUCUUACAUGUAAAACCACCUGCAGACUGACUGAAGAAACAACAUUCAUCUGGUACAGAAACACACAGAGAUUCACUAAAGGAAGAAUUACAUUGAAUCAACUUCACCUGCUGUCAGUCAGUCGUGAUGAUUCAGGAGUUUAUAGAUGUGCUGCUGCUGUAAGAGGAUCUGAACGUCUUCUGUCCUCUCCUAAUGUUUAUCUUAAUGUUGAGUAUGAUGAUCAGAUGGGUUGGGGAGUGAAUUAUAAUCCUUCAUAUGUUUGUGCAUUAAGAGGCUCAACAGUGAGAAUAUCUUCUACAAUUAAAUAUCCUAAAGACCAUGUGGUCAAUAAAGCCGUCUGGACUAAAACUGCUGUAAUUGAUGGAGAACCACCUGACCUGUGUUUGGAUCCAGAAAACAGAAGAGGAGUUCAGUGUCACAGUGAAAAUAAAGACACUCACAGCAUCACUUUGACAGAUGUGACAGAAGCUGAUAAACACAUCUACUACUGCAGAUUUAUAACAGACUGUGGAUACAACUGUAAAAACAAUGUAUGGAGAGGGAUUCCUGGAGUUCAGCUUGAUGUCACAGACCUGCAGGUGGAGACAAAUCAGCGAGUGAAAGAGGGAGAUUCAGUGACUCUUACAUGUAAAACCACCUGCAGUCUGACUGAAGAAACAACAUUCAUCUGGUACAGAAACACACAGAGAUUCACUAAAGGAAUAAAAACAUUGAAUCAACUUCACCUGCAGUCAGUCAGUCGUGAUGAUUCAGGAGUUUAUAGAUGUGCUGCUGUAAGAGGAUCUGAACGUCUCUCAUCUCCUGAUGUUUAUCUUAUAGUAGAUGAUGUUGAUGGUCAGCAGGUUUGGGGAGUGAAUUACAGCCCUUCAUAUGUUUGUGCAUUAAGAGGCUCGACAGUGAGAAUAACAUGUACUUUAAAAUAUCCAUCUGGCUAUGUGUUCAAUAAAGCCUUCUGGACUAAAGCUGUUGAAUCUCAAGUGGAACACCCAAACCUGUGUCUGGACCCAGCAUACAAAAGAGGAGUUUGUCAAAGUGAGAAUGAAAACCCUUUCAGCAUCACUUUGACAGAUGUGACAGAAGCUGAUAAACACAUCUACUACUGCAGAUUUACAACAGAUAAAGAUGGUAAAUGGACAGGAGUUCCUGGAGUUCAGCUUGAUGUCACAGACCUGCAGGUGGAGACAAAUCAGAAAGUAAAGGUUGGAGAUUCAGUGACUCUUACAUGUAAAACCACCUGCAGUCUGACUGAAGAAACAACAUUCAUCUGGUACAGAAACACACAGAGAUUCACUAAAGGAAGAAUUACAUUGAAUCAACUUCACCUGCAGUCAGUCAGUCGUGAUGAUUCAGGAGUUUAUAGGUGUGAUGCUGUAAGAGGAUCUGAACGUCUUCUGUCCUCUCCUGAUGUUUAUCUUAGUGUUGAGUAUCCUCCUGAGAAAACUUCAGCAUCCAUCAGUGGAUCUGGUGAAAUAAUGGAGGGUGAUUCAGUGAAUCUGACCUGCAGCAGUGAAUCAAAUCCACCUGUUUACAACUACAACUGGUUUAAAGGAGAAAAGUUAGUGGGAUCUGGACAGAUCUACAACAUCACGAGUAUCAAAUCAGAUCACAGUGGAGAAUAUAAGUGCAAGUCCAGAAAUAAACAUGGACAUAAAUAUUCAGAUGCUGUGAUGCUGAAUGUUAUGUAUUCAGCAAGAAAUGUUGUGGCGUCCAUCAGUGGAUCUGGUGAAAUAAUGGAGGGUGAUUCAGUGAAUCUGACCUGCAGCAGUGAAUCAAAUCCUCCUGUUCAAGAGUACAGCUGGUUUAAAGGAGAAGAGUUUAUAAGAUCUGGACAGAUCUACAGCAUCACGAGUAUCAGAUCAGAUCACAGUGGAGAAUAUAAGUGCAAGUCCAGAAAUAAACAUGAAGAGAAAGAUUCAGAUGCUGUGGUGCUGAAUGUGAUGUAUGCACCAAGAAAUGUUGUGGCGUCCAUCAGUGGAUCUGGUGAAAUAAUGGAGGGUGAUUCAGUGAAUCUGACCUGCAGCAGUGAAUCAAAUCCACCUGUUCACAACUACAGCUGGUUUAAGGUGAAUGAACCAUCAUCAGUUGGAUCUGGACAGAUGUACAGCAUUAAUAACAUUAACUCCAGACACAGUGGAUGGUUUUACUGUGAGGCUCAGAAUGAAGUCGGAUCUCAGAGAUCUGCUGCUGUAUCAGUCACAGUAACAGGGGCUCAGGUUUUGGCUGUUUAUUAUGGGACUGUGGCAGGAUUUGGUGGGUUGUCCAUCAUCAUCUUCAUCAUUCUGUGUAUUAGAAAGCGCAGGAGAGAUCUCACAGCAGAAGACAUCAAGCAGAAGCAGACGGCUGACUGGAGUGAUGAUACAUACACAGCUCUGAAUCCUGAGUCCAGAACAUCUGAUGACAUUUACAACACAAUCAGAUCUGAUCAGUGCAGGGCUGCUGAUGGCGUCUACACGACUCUUGAGCUUCAGUCCAGAUCUUCUGAAUAUGACACACUUACAGUAAACAAACAUUAAACUCUCUCUGACAGACGCCACUGUAGACUGAUGUAAUGUUGUAAUUUGUUGUUUAUCAUUACUAACAGUUAACAUCAACUAACAUAUAUGUACUGCAUUUACUAUGUUAAGAUUUACACAGAUUGACACAUAUAGUUUUUUUUGUGUAUUAAAAAGAUGUUUGUUUAUCAUCAGAAAAUGACCACAUUUCUGUGUUAUAAUCCUCAUCUGUAUCCCAGAAGAGACUUUUUACUCUCUGAAGUUCACACAGAAGGUGAUAGUCAUUAAAGACGAUUGACUGAGAUGAUUGUUCAGUAUAUUGAGAGCCUGUCACACCUUUAGUACAGUAGAGGUUAAAUGUGAUCUUUUGCAGGGGCGUCGCUAGACCCCUUUUACUGGGGCAUGUGCCCCAGUGUAAAUCUUUUGUGCCCCGGUGUAAAUCUCAAGUUUAAAUUUUAGCAGUUAACUAGUGCAAUCCUUUACAAAGACAAUCGCGGCAAAAACGGAUCUUUAUGCAAAGUAGUUAUUCAAUUCAAUUUUGACUCGAUCAUUAUUGGCUUUUGUAGAUGGAAAUCAGAAAUGUUUUGUGUAAAGCAGGGAAAGAGAAGAAGAAAGGAGAGAUGAAACAUUUAAGGGAGGUUAGACAAACUACAUCCUGACCCUGUCAGGUCUCAAACAUUAGAGGAAAAAUCUCAGGAAAACCUCUGUCAAGUAUAUAGAAUUGCAUUGUUGCUGAGAAAAUCAACAGAUGUAUGUGUUAUACUGUUCUGUAUUUUCAGAUAUGAAAUUAAUAUUUAGUUUACUAAUAUUUAACUCUAGGACAUAACACAAACAGUUAGCAGUAACUGUGACUGAGAUUAUAUAGUAUAGCAGUCAUAAAAUGACUGGUUUCUUAAAAUAUUCUUAUAAAAAUAAGUUAUUAAUCAUUGCUAUCAUUGAAAAUAUUUCUCUGCUGUCAUUAUUUCCAAACAUGUUAUGUCAUUUAUGCCUCCAAACAUGUUAAUAAUGUUAGGUAUGAUGAAGAAUAUCUUUCGCAGUAACUGUUGCACUGUAGAAUAGUGGGUUAAGCAAAGGACGUUGUAUAGAAGUGUUGCACACCUCUUUCACACAGCAGGCUUUCAAAAAAAGUCAGCAAAAAAUGGGGGGCCUGUGCCCCAGUAGAGCUUUAUGUCUAGCAACGCCCCUGAUCUUUUGAUUGGUCAGUUUGAGUCACAUGAUCAAUGAUGGGAUUAAAGUGAAUUGUAAUUUAUGCUCUGACUCUUUUCUCUGUUGUUGCUUUAUGAUCUUCUGUAUCUGAGUUCUGCUUCAGCUGUGGUUCUUCAUUUGA